UACAAUGUCUCCGUUACCUCCGAUUCCCUUUUGGUUCAAUCUCCAGUUCGACCCCAUUCCACUGGUACACUGAGACCUGGCCUUUCUAUACGACCGAAACUACGUCUGUUGGACCAACCGAGCUCGCAUAUACUACCAUUGUCCUUUGCGAAUUAGCUCCUAUGUCUUUAAUAUAACCCAUACGUUGAUUUAGUGGUGGUUGGAUGCGCUGACAUGGCUUUUGAUGCACAGCGACAACUCUUCGCGCGUAGCGAACGAGUGAAGGGCAUCGACUGCCACCCGCAAGAACCAUGGAUUCUAACUACCUUAUACAGCGGCCAUGUCUAUAUCUGGUCGUACGAAACCCAGCAAAUCGUCAAGACUUUUGAACUUACCGACGUCCCUGUCCGAGCCGGUCGAUUCGUUGCGAGGAAGAACUGGAUUGUUUGCGGUUCUGAUGACUUCCAACUUAGAGUAUAUAACUACAACACCUCAGAAAAGAUUACCUCAUUCGAGGCGCAUCCCGAUUAUAUACGUGCUAUUGCUAUUCACCCUACGCAACCCUUCGUCCUGACCGCCUCCGAUGACAUGACGAUCAAGCUAUGGGAUUGGGAGAAAGGGUGGAAGUGCGUACAAGUAUUCGAGGGUCACAGCCACUAUGUGAUGGGAUUAGCUAUCAAUCCUAAAGAUACCAACACAUUCGCCUCGGCGUGUUUAGACAGAACCGUCAAAAUCUGGAGCUUGGGUUCUUCCACCGCCAACUUCACACUUGAGGCUCACGAAACUAAGGGCGUGAACCACGUUGACUACUACCCUCAUUCCGACAAGCCCUACCUCCUCACGACAUCCGACGACAGGACAGUCAAAGUUUGGGAUUACACUACCAAGAGUUUAAUAGCGAGCCUUGAGGGCCAUACAAACAAUGUAUCCUUCGCUUGCUACCACCCCGAGCUACCUGUCAUCAUAUCUGGUUCCGAGGAUGGCACUAUUAGAAUAUGGCAUGCGAAUACCUACCGCUUCGAACAAUCUCUCAACUACGGCCUAGAACGUGCUUGGUGUAUUUCUUACCAACGUGGCAAGCAGGGUGUGGCAGUCGGAUUCGAUGACGGCGCUGUCGUAGUCAAGUUGGGACGCGAAGAGCCUGCUGUUUCUAUGGACAGCUCUGGCAAGUUGAUUUGGGCCCGACAUAACGAAGUGGUUUCUUCUAUCAUCAAGGGCGGCGACGCUUCGAUCAAGGACAACGAGGCGAUCACUCUUCCCACAAAAGAGCUCGGCACAUGCGAAGUCUACCCGCAGACACUUAUCCAUUCCCCCAACGGACGAUUUGUUGCGGUUUGUGGUGACGGCGAAUACAUCAUUUACACAGCUUUGGCGUGGCGUAACAAGGCGUUUGGUUCUGCGCUGGAUUUCGUCUGGGCGUCGAAAGACAACAGUAACGAUUUCGCUAUUCGCGAGUCAGCAACCAGCGUCAAGGUCUAUAAGAACUUUGUAGAGAAAACUGGUGGCCUUGACAUUCCUUUCCAAGCCGAAGGUCUGACGGGUGGUGUAUUACUGGGUGUAAAGGGCCAAGGAGGUGUCUCUUUCUACGACUGGGCUACCGGUGGUCUUGUCAGACGAAUCGAAGUCGAGCCCAAGGAGGUCUACUGGUCUGACAGUGGUGAGCUUGUCACUUUGGCUUGUGAAGAUACCUUCUAUGUCUUGAGAUUCUCUCGUGAAAGUUACAUUGAAGCAACCCAGGCUGGCCAAGUAGAUGAGGAUGGUGUUGAGGCAGCUUUCGAGGUUAUUACUGAUAUUGCCGAGAACGUACGAACAGGUCAAUGGGUUGGGGAUUGCUUCAUCUACACUAACAGCACGAACCGAUUAAACUAUUUGGUUGGCGACCAGACUUACACAAUCUCCCAUUUCGACCAGCCGAUGUAUGUCCUUGGCUACAUCCAGAGAGACUCGCGAAUAUACCUCGCGGACAAAGACGUAAACGUCACAAGUUUUGCCCUCUCGCUCCCGGUGUUGGAAUACCAAACAUUAGUUCUCCGUGAUGAUAUGGAAACGGCUGCCGAGCUACUUCCCAGCAUCCCUGCAGACCAACUUAACAAGAUUGCUCGAUUCCUCGAGGGACAAGGUCACAAGGAGCUUGCCCUUGAAGUUGCCACUGAUCCCGAGCACAAGUUCGACUUAUCAUUAGCUCUCAAUCAGCUCGAUAUCGCCCUCGACCUCGCACGGAAAGCCGAGAAUGACCACAAGUGGAAGACAGUCGGUGACGCGGCUCUUACCGCGUGGGAUGUCCCGCUUGCGACCGAGUGCUUCACACAUGCGCGAGAUUUUGGGUCAUUACUCCUUAUCUACUCGAGCACAGCUGACCAGGCAGGUCUCGAGUCUCUAGCCACGCAAGCCGAAGAAUCCGGCGCUCACAAUGUCGCAUUUACAGCUAAAUGGCUACUUGGUGAUUCAGCAGGGUGCGUAGAAGUGCUUACGAAGACGAAUAGGCUGGCUGAAGCCGUUCUAUUUUCACAAACAUAUAAGCCGAGUUUGACAGUAGAGGCCGUGAAAGCAUGGAAAGAGAGCUUAGAAAAGAACAAAAAGGGUCGCGUAGCAAAAAUGAUUGGCCUUCCCACCGAAGACGAUGAGCUCUUCCCAGAGUGGGACGAGUGGCUACGGAUAGAAAACGAAGGCGGUGUCGCCAAUGGGGACGUUAACGGCGAAGCUGAAGAAGCCGAGGACGACGAAGCUGAAUCUGAGGCUGAGGAUGAUGAUGAAGAGGAGGACGAGGAGUAGUGCGCUUGUCUGGUCUCGCCAUGUUAAUGGUUAUGAGUUCACCUUAGAUAGGAUGAUGACGAGAUGAGGCUUUUGUUUUGUUUCUAUGGCCAUUAACUAGAUACUCUUAAUGGAGUUGGAGGGAUGAAAUCAGCAAAAGUUGAACAGACAGUCCCGGUUGCAUCCAAAAGAAAAAUGCUCUCUCUGUGGAUACGGAGAAGUCCAAGGUCGCGUGGUAGCUUAAGAGGUACCUAGGUAAAUAAUGAAAUAUGAAGAACAUGUUGCAUAUAACCACUCGUGUUGAUAAUGUUACUAUGUCACAUCACGAAAGCCGUAAACA
This is a messenger RNA of Hypoxylon trugodes, 3070 nucleotides long. RefSeq names its product Coatomer, beta. Gene Ontology annotation, cellular component: COPI vesicle coat. Bases 214 to 2751 code for a protein of 845 amino acids. Gene Ontology annotation, molecular function: protein binding; structural molecule activity. Gene Ontology annotation, biological process: intracellular protein transport; retrograde vesicle-mediated transport, Golgi to endoplasmic reticulum; endoplasmic reticulum to Golgi vesicle-mediated transport. The record is from RefSeq and is a predicted model, not a curated record. The transcript is spliced from 4 exons. NCBI's taxonomy places the organism in Eukaryota, Fungi, Ascomycota, Sordariomycetes, Xylariales, Hypoxylaceae.